This is a messenger RNA of Meloidogyne enterolobii, 579 nucleotides long. The record is from the annotation of a GenBank genome assembly. NCBI's taxonomy places the organism in Eukaryota, Metazoa, Nematoda, Chromadorea, Rhabditida, Meloidogynidae.
UUUUUAUUUUUUUUUCAUUUUUACAUAAAAUUUGCAAUAUUUUUGGAUUAUUUUUUUAGAAAUUUUCAGCUUAAAAAUAUGUCUAGACACAGGAAUGUACGCAAAUUGAAUAUCGCUGAAGAGCUCGACGAUGAUUAUGGGGACGAUUAUGAUGAUUAUGACGAGGAAGAAGAAGACCCGCAAAAUUAUGAGCAACCUAACCAAUAUAUUGACAAAACAACAACAAAAAAGCAGAAACCAGUAGAAGCAAUACAAAAUAAAUCGCCUUCUAAAAACGAACAGAUUAAGCAAAAUUUGGCAAUUGCCCCAACCGUCGAAAAUUUAAAAAUAGAUGCUGGUUAUUCAAAAGAUCGUUCAGAUUCAAAAUCUCCAAGUAGAGCUUUAACGCCAAAACAAACUUUGAGUAAUCUUGAAAUGGCUAUAGCUGCUGUUCCUAAAUACAGGCAAGAAAUUUUGAGAAAAGAACGCGCCCAGAAGAAUCAAAACCUGCGUUGAAUUUGGUUAUUAUUGGACAUGUGGAUGCUGGUAAAAGUACAUUAAUUGGUCACCUUCUCUACCAAGUUCGGUUGUGUUUCUUUA